AUGACAGAAGAAACUCAAGAAGUACCUGCAAUUCCUCUCAAGUCUCGAAAGAUUAAUUCGACUGGAAAACGAAAGACAAGUGAAGGAUCACAUCCAAGCACAACAAGUAGUCAUAGUAGUAAUAACAAGACAAGAAAAACACAAUCUAUGAUACCAAGUUCAUCAAAACCGAUUCAUAAGAAACACAAAUCAAAUCAAACGACUGGUACUAGUGCUGGUACUUCUACUGGUGUUUCUAAAAUCUUUGAAGAAUCUGAAUCUGAAUCAGAAGAUAACAUUCCAUUAGCUAAAUCUUUAUUUCAAAUAUGA
Melampsora larici-populina 98AG31 is the source of this 309-nucleotide messenger RNA. RefSeq lists its product as uncharacterized. The transcript has 2 exons. Lineage: Eukaryota; Fungi; Basidiomycota; Pucciniomycetes; Pucciniales; Melampsoraceae. The record is from RefSeq and is a predicted model, not a curated record. The coding region runs from base 1 to 309 and encodes 102 amino acids.